CUUUGUAAACAGUGCUUUGUAAACAGUGCUUUGAAAGUGUGACUGCACGUACUAACCAAACAGCACACCCCCGCCCACCACGACCAUGGCGGAAUCGUCGACCAGGCCGGCGCGACGAAUGGCAUCAAGGAGGAAGAUCGUUGUCGACGAGGACGACGGAUCAGAUGCAGAGCAGAGCGUGGUCAGCAAGCAGGACGAGGAGGAUGAGGAAGAAUUCACACCAGCUGCAAAGGCGUCACCGCGUCGCAAGACGCUCGGCGAUGCAGCGACCCGAAGGAGAACCGCCGCGCGACGAACAACGACCGAUUCCUCUAUCGAUGUGUCGCAAGUGUCCAGCCUUCCACCCGAUGAUGCGACAGAAGAGCCCGAGUCACCGACCAAGAAAGCAGCGCCCAAGCGACGAAGUGUCAAAGACGCACGCGCGCGUAAGAGCAGAGCUUCGCGCGUAUCCAUUGCACCCGAUCUGCAGGAAGAGGAGUCGCAGCUACUACCAACACCACGACCAACAAAUUCUCCAGAUUCACGUGAAGCUUCGUCGCGACGAGGGAGCGCGCUCACCGAGAUUUCAGCGAACGAGCAGACGCCGCGCCAGAGCUCACGCCAUACAUCGAUGCAAGAGGAUGUGGACAUGACGGAUGUGACUGUGGACGAGAAUGUAGCGACUCCCAAGGCUGCGAAAGGUCCAAUUACACCGCCCAAGGAUGGAGAUGCGCAAGGUCCAGCUACACCAACAGAAGACGACGAUUCGAACAUGCUCGAAGCUCCGCAGCGCACGCCUGGCCCGGAUGCGACGCAAGUUGCGUUCAAGAAGAUCGAUGCGAAUCUGACAAAGCUGGAGAGACCAAUGGAUAUUGUGGUUAAGCGAAGAGCGCUGGGUGUGCCCGUGUCGCAAGAACCUGUGGAGCAAAAGCCACGGAUGACAAUAACCUGGCUCACGCUCACCAACUUCAAGUCUUAUGCGGGACAGCAGAGAGUCGGUCCUUUCCACGCUUCCUUCUCCUCUGUUGUCGGACCCAAUGGAUCUGGCAAGAGCAAUGUGAUCGAUUCACUUUUAUUCGUCUUUGGUUUCCGCGCGAGCAAGAUGAGGCAGGGCAAGAUCUCUGCAUUGAUUCACAACAGUGCGCAAUACCCAGAUCUGGACUACUGCGAGGUUGAAGUGCAUUUCCAGAUGGUCAUGGAUUUGCCAGGAGGAGGCUCAGAAGUUGUUCCCAAUUCGGAAUUGGUCGUUUCGAGACGAGCCUUCAAGAACAACAGUAGCAAAUACUACAUCAACGGAAAGACAUCCGACUUUACCACGGUCACGACAUUGCUCAAAGAUAGGGGAAUCGACUUGGAUCACAAGCGUUUCCUGAUUCUGCAGGGUGAAGUCGAAUCGAUUGCACAGAUGAAGCCAAAGGCAGCCAACGAGCACGAUGACGGAUUGCUGGAAUAUCUUGAGGAUAUCAUCGGCACGUCCAAGUACAAGACUCCUAUCGAAGAGGCGGCAACAGAGACCGAGACUCUCAACGAGGUGUGUCUUGAGAAGAGUACGCGAGUUCAGCACGUGGAGAAGGAGAAGAACGGGCUGGAACAUAAGAAAGAAAAGGCGCUGGCAUAUUUGCGCGAUGAGAACGAGCUUGCGUCAAAGCAGUCGGCACUGUACCAGGUCUAUAUCGCUGAGUGCUCCGACAACAUCCAAGUGUCGGAGGAAGCAAUCGCUCAAGUCCAAGGAGAGCUGAAUGAAGAGCUUGGCAGACAUCAGGAGGCUGAAACAAAAAUCAAGGCUGUCGAGAAGCAACACAAGAGCGAGUCCAAAGUCUAUGACAGAAUGGAGAAGGAGCUGGCCGCUGUGAAGAAGCAAGUCGACGAGAUGGACAAGGCAGGAGUCAAGAUCGAGGAAAAGAAGAAACACCUCAAGAACAAGGAGAAGAAGUCCGAGAAGACUCGCGAGACCUCCAACUUCGAGAUUUCCCAGGCGACAAAUCUGUCAAGGCAGGCUGCCGAUGACGUUGAGCGCCUCACUGGGGAGAUCCAACAACUCGAGGAGCAGAUGACAGCUGAGGACGAGGAGCUGGCGAAGAUUCGAGAGUCGCUGAAGGGGAAGACGCAGGGCAUCAGCGAUGAGAUCGCAGUCAAACAAAAACAGCUGGAGCCAUGGUCGGCGAAGAUCAGCGAAAAGCAAUCGUCGAUUGCUGUCGCACAAUCAGAGCUUGACAUCCUUCGAGAGCGCGAGAAUGCUGGUGCCACCGCCGUUGCUGAAGUGCAGGCCAAGAUCGAAUUUUUACAAGAGCAACGCGAGGCCAAAGCCGCCGAGAUCGAGACGUGCAAGAAGCAGCGCAAGUCAGCCGAGAAGGAGGUCCAAGCCGCCCAGAAGCAGCUCGAUGAAGUCUCAGCGAAAGAGCCCGCUCUGAAAGCAAAACUGUCUAAUGCACGUUCAAAAGCAGACGAAGCUCGCGCUAGCCUGUCGGCAACGCAGAGCCAAGGAAAUGUGCUUGCUGGUUUGACUCGCUUGAAAGAAUCUGGUCGUGUUGAUGGCUUCCACGGACGAUUGGGCAACCUCGGAGCCAUCGAUGCAAAGUACGAUGUCGCCAUUUCUACGGCAUGUCCGUCCCUUGACAACAUGGUCGUGGACACUGUCGAAGCAGCUCAGCAAUGUAUUGAGUACCUGCGGAAGAACAAUCUGGGUCGCGCCAACUUCAUCUGUCUCGACAAGUUGCCCAGGCGGGACCUUUCACCUAUUCAAACGCCGGAAAACUGCCCUCGACUAUUCGACUUGGUCAGAGCGAAGCACGAGCGUUUCCUCCCAGCUUUCUACAGUGUGCUCCAGAAUACUCUUGUCGCAGACGAUUCGCAGCAAGCGGAUCGAGUUGCUUAUGGUGCUAAGAGAUGGCGAGUGGUCUCUCUCCAGGGCAAGCUCAUCGACAAGUCUGGUACCAUGAGCGGUGGUGGUAACAAGGUGUCCAAGGGCGCCAUGUCCUCCAAAGUUGCAGCAGAUACCACGAAGGAGCAGGUGCAAAAGUACGAAGUCGAUCGCGACGCUCUUGAGAAAGAGUUUUCUGCACUUCAAGAUGAGCAGCGAGAGCUCGAGAAUCAGGUGAGGCAGUUGCAGAAUCAGAUACCGAAGCUCGAGACGCAGGUGCAGAAGCUCGAAUUGGAACUUGGCAGCAUUGAUCGCAAUAUUGCGGACGCUGAGCAUCGAGUGUCGGAGCUCUCCAACGAACAGCGAGGGUCCAAGACCGACAAGAGCAAGACUGCGUCUCUCGAAAAGAGCAUCGCUUCCAUGGAGAAGGAUAUUGAGAAGCUUCAGUCAGAAACAGAAGGUCUGGAGUUGGAGAUCAAAGAGCUUCAAGACAAGAUCAUGGAGAUUGGCGGCAUGAAAAUGCGUGGUCAGAAGGCCAAGGUCGACAGCCUGAAGGCGCAGAUUGACCUGCUCGCUGAGCGUCUGAAUGCUGCAGAAGUGUCCAAGACCAAAGCAGACAAAGCACGAAGCAAGCACGAAAAAGCUCUUGCGGAUGCCGAAGCCGAGCUGGAAAAGAUCGCUGCCGAACUCGAGAAUGUCGAACAGAGUGCGCAGAACCAGAACAAUGGCAACUCAGACCUGCGUAAUCAAUAUGAGGAGGGCAAGAUUGCACUCGAAGAGAAGAAAGAACAGCUGGACGAGCUCAAGAACAAAAUUGACGAGAUGCAGACGGAGCUCAACGACACGAGAGGUGCAGAGGUCGAAAUGCGCAACAGACUGGAAGAGAGCCAGAAACAUCUCGCCACGAACCAGAAGCAACAAGCUUACUGGACAGAGAAACUCAGCAAGCUCACACUGCAAAAUGUGUCCGAAGACGGCGAAGAAAAGGAACCCGAGCCCGUCCCUGAACUCUCUCGCGAUGAGCUGCAAGACCUCGACAAGAACGACCUCAAAGCACAAAUUGCGUCUCUCGAAGAUCGCACCUCCCAAGCCGUCGAACUCUCAGUCCUCGCUGAGUACCGCAAACGCGUCCGAGAAUAUGGUGACCGCCUCGAAGACCUCAACACGGCCCUCGCAGCGCGCGAUUCCGCCAAGAAACGCACUGAUGAUCUCCGCCGUCUGCGUCUCGAAGGCUUCAUGGAGGGCUUCUUCAUCAUCUCUCAACGCCUCAAAGAGAUGUAUCAAAUGAUCACCAUGGGCGGCAACGCCGAGCUCGAGCUCGUCGACUCACUGGAUCCUUUCAGCGAGGGUAUUUUGUUUUCCGUCAUGCCUCCCAAGAAAUCUUGGAAGAACAUUGGCAAUCUGUCGGGUGGUGAGAAGACGCUUUCAUCCCUGGCGUUGGUUUUCGCGCUGCAUCAUUACAAGCCUACGCCAUUGUACGUCAUGGACGAAAUUGAUGCUGCGUUGGAUUUCCGGAAUGUGAGUAUUGUAGCGGCGUAUAUCAAGGAGAGGACGAAGAAUGCGCAGUUUAUUGUUAUUUCGUUGAGGAACAAUAUGUUUGAGUUGGCGGCGAGGUUGGUCGGCGUUUACAAGGUUAACCAUAUGACGAAGAGUGUUACGGUUGAGAACCGUGAUUACAUUGAUCCGCAUCAUCGAACGGUGCAGCAGGCGAGAGCCGGCGCUGGAGCGCCUGAUGCUGGACUUUUGCAGACGCCGCAAUAGUGGCAGCAUUGAACGCAGCUCUCUCGAGCCUUGCAGGAAGCACGACUGGAGUUGACUUGAUGAGGGCACGAUGUACAGGAUUCUCUUGGGGUGGCAGGAUACCAUGACGGAAUGAUCGAUGGCGUUAGGACAUGAUGGCUGGGAUCUGGCCGCUCGACAGGCCAUGGUUGGGUGAACAUUGGUGUUUUCGUAUCGCGAUCGUGCUCAGAGACGUGUUUCUCGUCGAUACGCGCA
Cercospora beticola is the source of this 4834-nucleotide messenger RNA. RefSeq names its product condensin subunit SMC4 (gene SMC4). Gene Ontology annotation, biological process: mitotic chromosome condensation. The record is from RefSeq and is a predicted model, not a curated record. NCBI's taxonomy places the organism in Eukaryota, Fungi, Ascomycota, Dothideomycetes, Mycosphaerellales, Mycosphaerellaceae. Gene Ontology annotation, molecular function: ATP binding; protein binding. Gene Ontology annotation, cellular component: condensin complex; chromosome.